AUGGAGGUUCCCGUGGUCGUGCAAUUGGGAAAUAGGCAUUGCUUGUGCGGAAGGGCGGGAGAUGUUGACGCCAUCGAUGUUCGACAGAUGGAGCCGAAUUGGAUGGACGAUGAUAACGCUGUAUUCACCUUGAUGCGGUCGUGGGUGCACGAUACAAUCAUGUGCGCUCCACAGCGACUCAAGAUAGUGGUGCUGGAGAACAUACUAUUAGAUAUCCCACGGAAGAAGAGACUGUGUCAAGUGCUACUGAAUCGGCUACGGGUGAAUAGUGUGGUAUUCCUACCAGAUGUGCUCAUGGCCUGCGUCUCCGCGGGCGUUUCGAAUGCCCUGGUUGUGGACGUGGGGUGGGAGCAGACAGCGGUGGUGCCGGUGGUGGACAUGAGGAUCCUGGAUCGCGACGUGGGUGUGUCGAAGCUUGGCGCGCGAUGGUUUGCGGCAGAACUGGAGCAGCAUUUUGCUGGCUGCGGAGAAGCGGUGAUGCGGAGUUUGAAGGUGGGGCAGGGUGGCAGGUAUGAGGGGAACAGUAUACCUUGGGGCGAUGUUUCGGCCGUAUUCGAGAGAUUUCUGGGGACUGCAGGGCUUUCGGUGGAAUAUGACGCAGAUGAAUAUGCAUUGGUGCCGCUUGUGUUGCGGGCUGUCCGAAACCUGUCGGCGGACGUGAAACGGAACGUGCUACCAAAUAUCGUAAUAAUAGGCAGCAUGGCGCGGAUGCCAGGCCUGCGCCAACGCCUGAUUGUGGAAAUACAAACAGAGUUUGUCUGCGCGCGCGGGAUAGAGGCGCUGAGCGUGUGGCAGGGGGGGAGUAUUUACACCUUUCACUCAUUGAUGCAUAAUGAACUGGAUCUAAUGGAGGUAAAUCGGGAACGGUUCAAGAAUAAUGGGGUUGUUCCAGAUUGGCAGUUGCAAAGGUUUAUGUAG
Eremothecium gossypii ATCC 10895 is the source of this 918-nucleotide messenger RNA. RefSeq names its product Arp10p (gene ARP10). Gene Ontology annotation, biological process: microtubule-based movement. The transcript has a single exon. Lineage: Eukaryota; Fungi; Ascomycota; Saccharomycetes; Saccharomycetales; Saccharomycetaceae. The record is from RefSeq and is marked provisional. Bases 1 to 918 code for a protein of 305 amino acids.